AUGGCGGUUGUGAACAUGUCGUUCUACCGCUGGGAGAGCGUCACGCCGCCGCCCGUCUUCGACUGGCGCACGGCUACUUCCAUUACGCCCAUCCAGACGCAGUUUCAGUGCUCAAGCUGCUGGGCGAUCGCAGCCAUCGAUUCCGUCGCCAUGAUGUGGUCCAUUGCCAACAAUGCCACAGCAGAACAGCUGUCACCGCAGCAAGUGUGCGACUGCGCGACGAAGCAGUGCUGCCAGGGCGGGUGGCCCGAGUGGGCCUUUUCCUACGUGCUCUUCAACGGCGGCGUCACGUCCAACGCCAACUACCCCUACCUCGCCUACGAUUCCGCCACGUGUCUGCUCGACACAUCCAUGCCGUCAACGGCGCAGAUCACGGGGUGGGAGCUGGUGCCGGCAUUCAACGCCAUGGCGCUCAUGAAGGCCGUGACGAAGCAGCCCGUUGUCGCAUUCCUUAGCGCGUCGUCCACGGACUUUGUGGUACGCUCACCGGUUUUGACGCGUCUCUCUCCCCCGCCGCUUUCCGGUGUUUCUCGUCCUUCGUUGCCGCAGAUGUACAAGAGUCGCGACGUGCUGAACAUUUACAACGGGCUGUGCACGACGGAGGUGAACCACGCGGUGGUGGUCGUGGGCUUUAACUACACCGGCCCCAGCCUCAACGGCAGCUACUGGAUCAUCAAGAAUUCGUGGUUCGAGACGUGGGGCGACCACGGCUACAUGUACCUCGCCAUGACGCCCGACGUGCGCGGGAAAUGCGGGCUGCUCUCAACCCCCGCCAUGUACCCCGUCUACUUCCCAUCGGGGCAGCAGCCGGCGCGCUUCUCGUCGGACAAGGGCGGCAAGUGGAAAAUCAACAAAGUGGACGACCUCUCGUCGUCGCUCUUCUCCUCCACCCUUUCUUUCGACACCGCCACAACCACCACCACCACUACCACAACCUCCGCUACGGUUGCGUCGUUCAGCGAUCCGACGAUCACCGAUUCCUCCUCUCUGCUGAUUGGAUCCACCACUGGAUCCACCACUGGAUCCACCAUUGGUUCCACUACUGGUUCCGCCACGUGCCCGGGGAUGAUCAACCCUGUUGCAGUGGCCAUGGGAGACACGUGUGCUUCACUCUCAGUUAAAUAUGUCAUCAGCACCUCAACUUUUGUAAACCUCAACCCAGGUAUCAACUGCAACAGCGCCCUCGUCGUGGGAAGCUACGUGUGUGUGGCGCCCAAAUCAUCCGCUACCACCAUCAACUGCACGGGGUGGUACCGGGUGAUGCAGGGCGACACAUGCCCCUCCAUCUGGAAUGCAGCCAACCUCACCAUGUCCAUGUUCCAAGCCAUCAACCCGGGCAUCCAGUGCCAGGCUCCCUACCUUGGCAUUGGCCAGCAGGUCUGCAUCGACUCGCCCAUCCUCACCACCAUGCAGCGAACUCCCAACGUCUCCUAUUCCAUUUACACCGUCCGCCCCGGUGAAACCCUCGCCGAUAUCUCCUCCAUCUACGUCCCCCGCUGCACGCCCAACUCCAUUUCACCUGUCAACAUUGCAGCAGCAAAUUUCAUAGUCAAUGCAUCAACACCGCUUGUUCCUGGCACGCAGCUGAUCAUCCCCUGUAUUGGCCGCAUCGGUAUAGUCGACUGCGGUUGCGCAGCGUCUCUCCAAGUGUGCGGGGCUGACAUGGUGACUUACCCGUCCUACUGCGAUGCCCUCUGUAACUACGCCGUCCCGCUCAUCUCAGACGUACCUUGUGUCGGCGGGUGUGUCAGCGCGUGUUUCAACCGCAUGGGUCUGGCUCCUCUUACUGGUUACGGCUGUACCCACGCCAUCUGCCCGUACCCCUCAUGGCCAUUUGAAGCUCCUUCGGAUUGCUCGAUCAUAGUUGGGAAUGUCACAGGUCCGUGCUGCACGUACAGGCGGAAUUCUUGCGACCAGGAGUGCACUCAAACUGCUGCUACGCUCGGGGGGACAACGGCUCAACGCACUGCCAACUACAACUCCUGCUACAGCCAGUGCAUGUGCUGCACUGCCAAUUCCUGCGGUGCUGGCUCUUGUAAGGCCCCCUCAUCCUGCUGGUCGGCCAGUCCCCGUCAGUGCAUCUAUGCCAACUAUCAGUACACGUGGAACUGUACCUAUUUCCCCCCUGACAGUCCUCUUCCUUAG
Closterium sp. NIES-65 is the source of this 2145-nucleotide messenger RNA. NCBI's taxonomy places the organism in Eukaryota, Viridiplantae, Streptophyta, Zygnematophyceae, Desmidiales, Closteriaceae. The record is from the annotation of a GenBank genome assembly.